Molecule: messenger RNA, 1710 nt
Organism: Scomber japonicus (chub mackerel)
Lineage: Eukaryota; Metazoa; Chordata; Actinopteri; Scombriformes; Scombridae
Product: butyrophilin-like protein 2
Exons: 6
Coding region: 1-1710 (569 amino acids)
Molecular function (GO): cell-cell adhesion mediator activity
Source: RefSeq, a predicted model, not a curated record
AUGAUGAACCAAGCUGCAGUCACAACAAUCGUUUUCAUUUUGGGAUUCUUUCCAAAAGGUCUAACAGAUGUGAUUCAAACACAGCAGACUGUGAUGGUAAAAGUAGGAGAAGAUGUUGAUCUCAGCUGUCAGCUCAUGCAGACUAAAGAUGUUCUUCAGGUCACCUGGCAGAAAGAUUUACCUGAGGGGAAGAGGAAUAUCGCCAGCUACAACAAAUACUUUGGACAAACAGUGAAUGAUGGUUUUAAGGGUAAACUGGAGUUUAAACAUGCUGGACUGAAGAACUGCUCCAUAGUUAUCAGGAAGGUGACGGAGCAGGAUGAAGGCUGCUAUCUCUGUUUGUUUAACAUGUAUCCUGAUGGUUCUCUGACAGGAAGAACUUGCCUCCAUCUCUAUGAGCUGCAUGAACCCAUUCUACAAAUCAGAGAAUCAAACUCUGGUGAAGAGACAGUUGUGUCCUGCUCGGCCACAGGUCGUCCUGCUCCCACAGUAACUCUGAAUGUCCCACAACAAGACCUCUACUUCUCUAACAGCAGCACAGUCAGUGUCACCAACACCAACGCUACAGUCACUGUCACCACUACAGCUGUGCUGUCUGGUUUCCGUGGAAACGGUGCACAAGUUGGAUGUGCAGUACAACUGUUCUCAGUCCCUGAAAUUCAGGUGUUUAAGACGAUUCCUGCAGUCAAACAACCACCUGGUGAUGGUCUAACAGAUGUGAUUCAAACACAGCAGACUGUGAUGGUAAAAGUAGGAGAAGAUGUUGAUCUCAGCUGUCAGCUCAUGCAGACUAAAGAUGUUCUUCAGGUCACCUGGCAGAAAGAUUUACCUGAGGGGAAGAGGAAUAUCGCCAGCUACAACAAAUACUUUGGACAAACAGUGAAUGAUGGUUUUAAGGGUAAACUGGAGUUUAAACAUGCUGGACUGAAGAACUGCUCCAUAGUUAUCAGGAAGGUGACGGAGCAGGAUGAAGGCUGCUAUCUCUGUUUGUUUAACAUGUAUCCUGAUGGUUCUCUGACAGGAAGAACCUGCCUCCAUCUCUAUGAGCUGCAUGAACCCAUUCUACAAAUCAGAGAAUCAAACUCUGGUGAAGAGACAGUUGUGUCCUGCUCGGCCACAGGUCGUCCUGCUCCCACAGUAACUCUGAAUGUCCCACAACAAGACCUCUACUUCUCUAACAGCAGCACAGUCAGUGUCACCAACACCAACGCUACAGUCACUGUCACCACUACAGCUGUGCUGUCUGGUUUCCGUGGAAACGGUGCACAAGUUGGAUGUGCAGUACAACUGUUCUCAGUCCCUGAAAUUCAGGUGUUUAAGACGAUUCCUGCAGUCAAACAACCACCUGGUGAUGGUCUAACAGAUGUGAUUCAAACACAGCAGACUGUGAUGGUAAAAGUAGGAGAAGAUGUUGAUCUCAGCUGUCAGCUCAUGCAGACUAAAGAUGUUCUUCAGGUCACCUGGCAGAAAGAUUUACCUGAGGGGAAGAGGAAUAUCGCCAGCUACAACAAAUACUUUGGACAAACAGUGAAUGAUGGUUUUAAGGGUAAACUGGAGUUUAAACAUGCUGGACUGAAGAACUGCUCCAUAGUUAUCAGGAAGGUGACGGAGCAGGACGAAGGCUGCUAUCUCUGUUUGUUUAACAUGUAUCCUGAUGGUUCUCUGACAGGAAGAACCUGCCUCCAUCUCUAUGGUGAGGACAAGGCCUGA